AUGUUACGAGUGCACUCAGCCUUGCCCACUUUAAAAAUGUUUCGCCCGAUAAUAGGGGCGCCAGUCUUGUACCUCUCGACAUGCUGGUGUCCUAGGCCUCUUCCGUCCGGGAUAUUAUCUCAUGUGAGAAUGCUCAGUACAUCUGCACGUCUACUCGCUAUGCGGUCUCCCAUUUUGACAAUGCCACAUUCAAGCAAACCAAGCUCCUCACAUGCUUUGACAGACCGCUCGUACAGUGCCGUCAAAGUCCAAAAGGCUGUUCCUGAAACAUUUUCCUCCAAGGUGGACAAAAAAGCACAAGCCGAACGCGUCAUUUCUAUUCUCGAGAAAGACGGUAUGCUGCCUAAGGAGCGCAUUCGUUCUGAAGUGAAUUGGUUUUACGAAGAUUUAGGAAUCGACAUUACCUAUUUUAUUCUGGAAAAUGCUGAAACGAUUGCUAGUCACAUUGUAUCACUUUACGCUGCAAAAAUUUCUGAAUAUGCCAAGAAUACGGGUCACAUCAAUAUUGAAUUGCAAAAGCGGACCAAUAACUCUGCAGUGUUCAUUCAUUCAAGUGAGCCUGGUGUAAGUCUGUCUGAAUCGCAAUGGGAACGCAAAAUUGAUGUCGAGUAUUUGAACAAGCCUGAUGUGAACCAUGCAUAUCGCCUGGAGUCAUAUCGUUCGACAGGUGUUGUCGCCGAAAAUGCACCAGAGCAGCUGCGUUGCUACUUUCUGCAAGAGUGCAACUUCGCUGAACCUGUCCCCAAUCUUUAUUCUGAGGCUGCCCGUGAUAUUCGCUCCGUUGCGGACAAGACAUUUUUAACGAAAACGAGUGAACCCAUUCUUAAAAUUUACGAGGAUGUAAUGCAACAGGCUCUUGAGCACGAUGGCCCUGCCAUCGAAAUGUUUCAGGUUGAAAACUCAUCGGAGCAUCAUAUUGUGGUGGGUUACCGCAUGGGAUCAACCUCAAACUUUUUUAGUGCUGUGACAGACUUGUGCCAUUACUACGGUCUGUACUCGACUAGAAAGUCUGUGGAACAUUUUAGUAACGGCAUUACUAUCAUGUCGAUUUAUCUUAAGCCGAUGCCGUCUGAGGCUCCACCGAUCAAUAUUAGUAUCUAUCGUGUGCUAGAGGAAGUAUCGCUCAUUUAUGCCUUACCAGACAAUCCUUUCUUCUCCGUGCAUGAAGGCGAAAGCAAACUUGGCGUUCAGGAGGCCACGUAUGCCUACGUUGGCUGGCUCUUUGCGCAGCAUUUUUGUAACCGUCUCGGCACGGCGUAUGAAGCUUUGCGCGAAAUUAUUGACGAAUCGGACUCUCACCAGCUUGCUAUUCUUCACGAUAUCAAGUUGCGUCUUCGCGAAGAAACUUUUACACGUCAAUCGAUCUUUGAGGUAAUAAAGAGUUUUCCUCACAUCGUCCGCUUGCUUUAUGCUCGAUUCUCCCACACCCACUACUCUCAACAAACUCACAUGACCAAUGAUGAACCUACGUCGGCUCACUACAAACUCAUGUCGGAAAAGCCAUUGUCGGAACAAGAAUUGUACGACACAAUUAUUGAAUCGGCUAGUAACUCCCAUGAGCGGCAAGUACUUCUUGCUCUGCUUGCCUUUAACAAGUCUGUUCUAAAGACGAACUUUUACACACCGACCAAGGUUGCCUUGAGUUUCCGGCUUGACCCUUCGUUCCUGCCCAAGUCCGAGUAUCCCAUACCUCCUUUUGGUGUUAUUUUCGUGGUGGGAUCCGAUUUCCGUGGUUUUCACGUUCGUUUCCGUGACGUCGCUCGUGGUGGUAUUCGUAUUGUCCGAAGUCGAAAUAAAGAGAACUACUCAAUCAAUCAGCGUACACUCUUCGACGAAAAUUAUGAUCUUGCGCGGACUCAGCAUCUGAAAAACAAAGACAUUCCCGAGGGUGGUGCCAAGGGCACGAUUCUGCCUAAUCUUGGGGCGGACCCUAGUCGAUGUUUUGAAAAAUAUGUUGAUUCGGUGCUCGAUCUUUUGAUUAAAGACACGUCUGGUAUAAAGGAACCUAUUGUUGAUCUAGUUGGCUCUGAAGAAAUUCUUUUCUUUGGACCUGAUGAGGGCACUGCGAACAUGAUGGACUGGGGCGCUGAACACGCUCGUCUUCGUGGUGCUCCAUGGUGGAAGUCAUUCACCACAGGCAAGACUGCUUCUACGCUAGGAGGCGUGCCUCACGAUGAGUUUGGUAUGACGACCCUGUCAAUUCGUCAGUACAUCCAUGGUAUUAUCAAUUUUUUGGGCUUAAAGGAAGAAGAUGUGACUAAGGUUCAAACAGGGGGUCCUGACGGUGAUCUCGGUUCUAAUGAAAUUCUACAGUCGAAAGACAAAACAGUCGCUAUUAUUGACGGAUCAGGCGUGCUUCACGACCCCAUUGGCCUUGAUCGCGGUGAACUGGUGCGUCUUGCCAAGGAGCGAAGGAUGAUUUCUCACUUUGACGUUUCGAAAUUGUCGCCCGAGGGUUAUCGUGUGCUUGUGGAAGAUCGUAAUGUGACGCUGCCUUCUGGUCAAGUGAUUACUGAUGGCUUUGCAUUCCGUAAUAGGGCCCACCUUCUGUUCAAAGCAGACCUUUUUGUCCCUUGUGGUGGCAGGCCCGAAUCCAUCAACAUCUCGAAUGUUAACGAAUUGAUCAAAGACGGAGAUAAGUGCAACUACAAGUACAUUGUUGAAGGUGCCAACUUGUUUAUCACGCGUCAAGCUCGCUUGGAACUUGAAAAGCACGGUGUUAUUCUUUACCCUGAUGCUAGUGCCAACAAGGGCGGCGUCACGUCUAGCAGUCUAGAAGUGCUUGUGGGUCUGAGUCUCUCUGAUGAAGAAUACAUUUCUAACAUGCUUUUUGUUGACGGAAAACCAACACAGUUCUACAUGGAUUAUGUGCGUGACAUCCAAAUGAAUAUAGCGCGUAAUGCGUACAGUGAGUUUGAGGCGAUUUGGCGUGAACAUAAGGACACGGGCAAACCGCGCUCGCUGAUUUCUACUGACAUGUCCAACGCACUAAAUCGUCUGUCUCUUCAGAUUGAGAACACAAACCUCUUUGACCAAGAGGUACUUAGAAGCAAGAUUCUUAAGCUCGUGUUCCCUGAAACGCUUGUGAACAAGGUCGGUCUUGACGUCCUCGUCAAGCGUGUGCCUAAAUCAUAUUUAAAGAGUGCGUUUGCUGCUCAAGUUGCUGCAGGCUUUAUCUAUGCCAAAGGUCCUCGGGCAAGCUAUGUGGACUUCUACGACUACGUCUCUGCGUUACUUCAGAGUUCUUAA
Molecule: messenger RNA, 3249 nt
Organism: Malassezia restricta
Lineage: Eukaryota; Fungi; Basidiomycota; Malasseziomycetes; Malasseziales; Malasseziaceae
Product: glutamate dehydrogenase
Exons: 1
Coding region: 1-3249 (1082 amino acids)
Cellular component (GO): mitochondrion
Molecular function (GO): L-glutamate dehydrogenase (NAD+) activity
Source: RefSeq, a predicted model, not a curated record